GCGAGUCACGCGACCGGCACAUACGUGAAUACCACAGUUGCGCGCUUGCAUUCUCAGCGGUAAAAGCGAAGGUUAUACGCGCGCGCGCGCGCGCGUCUGUGUGUGUGCGUGUGUGUGUAUCGUGUUUUCCAUAAAAAAUCUCUUCGUGUAGCGUUGUUUCUUGUUUUUAGUCAAAUGCAGGGAGAGAUAAAAGAAGAGGAAAGAAGAGAGAUAGAAUGAGAAGGAGAGAUGUAUAAAGUAGUGAAAGAGCGAAAGAGAUAGGGCGGUUGACGAAGAAAGCGAGACAAGAAAAGAGAGAGAGAUUGAGUGAGUAAGAGAGAAAGAGAAAGAGAGACGAACUGUAUCGGACGGUGACGAACAGUAAAGAGUGCAACGAGGACACGGCAAUCAGUCGCGCUUUCGCGAGAGGCGAGGCUAAGUGUAACGUUGUUUUCGAUGCAGCAGGAGAAGAAAGUAAAGUGAUGUGUUAAAUGUGUAUUAAGUGUAUAUGAGUGCCACCUGAAUACGGAGAUUAAGAGGACCAGCGUUCUAGGAGGAUUUUACGUCACAUAUUUUGUUACGGAUACUUCGAAGCAGCAACGCAACAAUUUCAACUAUGAAGUUGCAGCAAACAUUUAUACAUGUCAAGAUACGAUGGAAACUAUGAUUACCUUACCACAAUCUUAAAUCAUUUGAUUAAAUCAUUUGAUAAAUUUAAUGUUAUAAUUUCAAACUGUUAAUUUUUCGUUUCGAGAAUUUUUCACUGAUCAAUAUAUUGAUCCAAACUUUUAGUAUCUCUUUAAAUUUUUAACUGGGAACAUUAAGCUUCCGGGGAAACUGGGCGAAUUAAGCUUUGCGAGGUAUUUAUCGAGAAGCAUUUCUCGUCAAUAAGAAGCGCCGAAAAGAUAAAGUAACCGAAGAGACCUAGAACUAUGCGACAAUAGGAAGACGUGGCCACUGCGUUGGAAACAAGAACAAACGAAAGCGGCUAAAAACGCUAGAUAAGUAGCUGUCGGUGGCCAGUUCAGGAAGUGGCAACAUAACUUUACGAUACAAUGAUAGAUCGGAAGUUGUUAUCACAGAGGGUGUCGUCCUGGCAGCCCCAACCAGGCUAAGAGAAACGGUAGAUCCAUCAAUUACGACAAUAGCGACGACGAUAACAACGACAACGUCCAGUAUGGAUACUAAUGGCGAUUCGAAUAUGGACACCGCUAACGGUGGUUCCACCGUCACUGGCGUUAAUGCGAUGGCAUCUGUCGUUGCCAGUGCCGCAUCCUUGACACUGGUCAAGGUUGAGAGGCCGGAUCAUCUGGCAGGGACAUCAACGUCGCCGGCGACGGUAGCCACAGUAUCCACUGGAUCGAUCAGCACCGGAAGUGGCAUUUUUGCCACCAUUGCCAACAAUAAUAAAACAACUAGAUCGGAUGAUUGGCUGGCGACAAAUAGUCCCGGAUCGCCGUCAAAUUCUCUGCAAAAUCAACACGUAGUCUACACACAACAACAAUUGUCGGAGCAACAACAACCUCCCAUAGCGCACUCCAGUCCACUCGCACAUCAGCAACAGCAAGUCAGCAAUAAUGGAUACGCGAGUCCCAUGAGCACUAGUAGUUACGAUCCGUACAGUCCCAACGGUAAAAUAGGUAGGGACGAAUUGUCUCAGCCGAGUUCGUUAAAUGGCUAUGGGAGUAAUUCCGGAGGUGGCGGGAACGGCGGCGGCAACGGCAACGGUAACUGCAAUAGCAACAACAAUGGCAGCAGCAACGGUGGCGGCAAUGGCAGCAGCGGCAGCGGUGGUAAUGGUAACGCCGGUGGUGGUGGUGGAAGUAGCAAUAGUGAAGGAUGCGACGCGAAGAAAAAAAAAGGACCUACACCGCGUCAACAAGAAGAACUGUGUCUCGUGUGCGGCGAUCGUGCAUCCGGUUAUCAUUACAACGCCCUCACUUGCGAGGGCUGCAAAGGCUUCUUCAGACGUAGCAUAACAAGAAACGCCGUAUACCAGUGCAAGUAUGGUAACAACUGCGAAAUCGACAUGUACAUGCGUCGCAAAUGCCAGGAAUGUAGGCUGAAGAAGUGCCUGACGGUCGGCAUGAGGCCGGAAUGCGUUGUGCCCGAGUACCAAUGCGCGGUAAAGAGAAAGGAAAAGAAAGCACAAAAGGAAAAAGAUAAGCCGAACAGUACAACAAUGAACGGUUCACCAGGUAGUGCCGGGAUAGGUGAUCAAAUGAGUGUUAAAAUCGAGCCAGCGGAAGCUGAAUCAUUAUCUAGGUCUGGAAGUAGUGGCAUUCUCACUCCCGUUAGUCCUUAUGCUUGUGUGAAACCGCCGACGCCUACGCCUAUCAGUCCAGAACAGGACGAAUUGAUAAACAGGCUGGUAUCUUUCCAAUGCGAGUUCGAGCAACCAAGUGAGGACGACUUAAAAAGGAUCACAAAUCAACCAAUGGAAGGCGAGGAUCCGAGUGACUAUAGUUUCAGGCACAUCACCGAAAUCACGAUCCUGACCGUUCAACUGAUCGUUGAGUUUUCAAAGAGGCUACCCGGCUUCAACGAGUUGAUGCGCGAGGAUCAGAUCACUUUGUUGAAGGCAUGCUCCAGCGAAGUUAUGAUGCUGCGGAUGGCAAGAAAAUACGACGUGCAAACCGACAGCAUUAUUUUCGCUAACAACCAACCAUAUACACGCGACAGCUAUAACGUUGCCGGGAUGGGUGAGACCAUCGAAGAUCUUUUACGAUUCUGCCGGCAAAUGUACGCCAUGAGGGUUAACAAUGCUGAGUACGCUUUGCUCACCGCUAUCGUCAUUUUUUCAGAGAGACCCAAUCUGGUGGAAAGUAAAAAAGUAGAGAAACUCCAGGAGAUCUAUUUGAAAACGUUGAAAGCAUAUGUGGAUAAUCGUCGUAGGCCGAAAUCCGGCACGAUCUUUGCGAAGCUUCUUUCGGUUCUAACGGAACUUAGAACCCUCGGCAAUCAAAAUAGUGAGAUGUGCUUGAACCUGAAAUUUAAGAAUAAGAAGCUGCCAGUUUUCCUCGCCGAAAUCUGGGACGUGGUGCCCUAGUUUCCCAGUCGCCGAUCAUCGGCAAUUGCGCCGGUCGGCUGAAGAAGCUCUUCGACGUCGCGAUAGCAGCAGCAGCAACGGCGUCGAUAGACGCAUGGACGUGGAAAACGGCCUGCGCAACUCUUGUACUAGUGCACCACUAUGCCACUGCCUCACCGUCAACAUACUGUAUCAGACUCCGUUUUAGAUUCAUUAUAGUCAUUUGUGUCUCGACGAUCCACCACUUCUAGCGGUUGACACCCUAGAUGGAUCUUUAUACAGUUUGUAAAGACAUAUACAAGCCGGCCCCACACUGUUCGCAUAUGGCACAGCGCGAGAGAGAUGAUUUUUAUUAUACAAAAACACGGAGACAAAAUUGUAUUAGAAAAAAAGAUCGAAGAUUCAUUAAAAGGAUUUAGCGGCGGAUCAAAUGAGGUCCGUUCGAUUACGACAUGUUAACAAGGAUAUACGCGAUCGAAUAUCUGUGAUGAAGAAUCGCGGUACCAAAGAUCUAUAUAGUGUCAUGGACGUACGAAAUGAAAGUCCAAAAGAUGGAGGCUUUGUGUUACCAAAGAUCCAUGACACAUAACACACACAUGUUAUCAAAUUUGUAUGAUCCGUGGAAUUAUCGACUUCGACAAAUCUAUAAAGCCACCUGUUUGUAAAACGUUGUGUCUCCACGCAUUAAUAUUCAUCUAUCGAAAAUUAUUUAAUUGCGACAGUUAUUUGAUCUCAGUGAUGUCACAUGGUGAAAUUUCUCACACACUCGUACCAGUGAGAGGAUUACGGACCUAUAGUAGCAUACGCGCUUUAGCGAGAUAUAUAUAUAUGUGUGUGCGUGCGUGUGCGUACGUGCGUGCGUGCGUGCGUGUGCGCGCGCGCGCGCGCGCGUGUGUGUGUGUGUGAGGUAUCAAGGGAAAAAAAUAGAAGAUAUUGAAAAAAAUAAUAUAAACGUCUGUGCCGAAUGAAAUAAGAGUAUAUGAACAAAAGUAACGGAAUACGUGUGCUUGAAAAAUCCCAUCAUUUGACAUCGGUGAUUUAUCUUGGUCCACGAAUAAUUACCGAUACGCCCCUUUCAUUUAUAAAGUUGCGAAUAUUCGAUCGCUCGCGUGAACAGUCUCAUGCGAACCGUGUGAGACCGGCUCAAGAACAAGAACGAAAAGAGGGAAGAGAAACUCUGCAUGAUUUGGAAAAGACGCGACAAUACGCGCGUAAUUCAAAUGAGGGUAGAGGAAAAAUGGUAAAUAUGAAUAAACAAUUAUAUAUUGUUGUAAGAGAAAGGCAGUGGCGCGGCCCAGGCUGUGAUACAUAGAGAACAGUACAGAGAACGAAAAGCUAUAUAAAGAAAGCUAUCUGCAAUUUACAUUUUAUCGCUAUGUCCCCUACCCGGAUACAUCCUUACACAUACAAUCGAUAUGUAAAUGUAAUGUAUUAUAUGAUAAAAUAUUGAUAUAUCGGACACGUCACAUAUGUCAUUCGUGAAAAAAAAAA
Dinoponera quadriceps is the source of this 4498-nucleotide messenger RNA. RefSeq names its product ecdysone receptor (gene Ecr). The transcript is spliced from 8 exons. NCBI's taxonomy places the organism in Eukaryota, Metazoa, Arthropoda, Insecta, Hymenoptera, Formicidae. The record is from RefSeq and is a predicted model, not a curated record. Gene Ontology annotation, cellular component: nucleus. Gene Ontology annotation, biological process: negative regulation of transcription by RNA polymerase II; ecdysone receptor signaling pathway; positive regulation of transcription by RNA polymerase II. Gene Ontology annotation, molecular function: zinc ion binding; ecdysone binding; nuclear receptor activity. The coding region runs from base 1157 to 3028 and encodes 623 amino acids.